AUGCCAGAGCAAAUACAGCAGAGAGGGGACUCGGAGCAGGGCUCCACCUUCCGGUCCGUCCUCCAGGCCGUGGGUUUUUUCUUGCUAGCCCAAACCAUCGUUGGGAAAUUCUUGGGCGGAAACCAGCAGAAUGCAGCUCCUGGAUCUGGCCCGUGGGCUGGUGCAAUUCCAGCGUUCACGGAUCGGCCAGCGCCCGGCGAAGUCUCGAAUUACAGUCCUAUCCCCAAUAUUAUCGCUCCGAUGUGGCCCACUGAUAGUGCCCUGGACAUGAAGAUUUACGUUUCCCCAUCGAUUGUCAUCCCUACUUACAGUGUGCUUCCGAGUGCGUCGCUUGUUCUUGACGAGAGGAACUUUACUAUUGGAAACUACAGUGAUACCCGGGAAAUCGAUACCACGAUCAGUAUCCCUAAGGAAGUGCAGCAGAACGGAACACUCUGGGCGCAUUUCUACGUUGGACUCACUGGUACCCAGCUGGAUCCUGCGGCCAAGGAUUACAGCACUGAUAAGGCCUUCCACUUUUUCCGUCCGCUCAACCAGUACCUCCCGAAGAAGAAGGUCAAGAAGCUUAAGAACUUGCUCGCGAGCUCUGAGGAGCCCGAAAAGGAAGAGGAGGACAAUACUCCGAAUGUGCAGAUGGUGUCAUACUAUCAUCCGAACUUCACGGUCUCUGUCAUCCCUGACGCCGGUAACCAGAACUACCGCUCGGUUCACCCUGCCGUUCGACAGCACAUUCAACUGGAGUCGACUGGUGCUAGAGAUGCCAGUGGUCAGAAUGGGUGGUAUUAUCCCAUGGUCUUCUUGAACACUUUCUGGCAGCUCAGGAGUCAUAUGACGGAACUGAACUCUACUGUUGAUACCAUGCCGCUGCGCAUCACGCUGAACAACCUGCAGAACUGGAAGUUCUCCAUGGUUACCAGCUUUGAUGAAGGUUCGAAGCAAAAUGCUCGUCAGGCGGCAUACGGUGGCCAGGUCCCGGGUGGCGGUGACGGCAGUGAGUUUGAGAUGGUAAAGGAGGUCCUGUUGAAUACGAACAUCUGGUUGUUGGGCACCACUGGUGUGGUUACUAUUCUUCACAUGGUUUUCGAGACCUUGGCGUUCAAGAACGAUAUUUCUCACUGGCGCAAGAAGAAGGACGUGAUUGGAACAUCGGUCCGCACCAUCCUUGCCAACGUCUUCAUGCAGGCGGUCAUUUUCCUGUACCUCAUGGAUAACAGUGAGAAUACUUCCUGGAUGAUUCUCGCCAGCCAAGGUUUCGGAAUUCUAUUGGAGGCGUGGAAGAUCACCAAGUCUGUUGACGUGCGCUUGCGUGCACCACCAGCCGGAUCUUUCUUUUCUUUCCUCCCCUAUGUGAUUGUGUUUGAGGACAAGCACAAGCUCACUGAGACAGAGAAGAAGACCCAGGAGUACGAUGAAAUCGCAUUCCGCUGGCUGUACAUCUUCGCUGUCCCGCUUCUGGGUGGGUAUGCCGUGUACAGUUUGAUGUACGAGACGCACAAGUCGUGGUACUCCUACAUCAUCGAGACUCUUGUCGGAAGUGUCUAUGCUUACGGCUUCUUGAUGAUGGUUCCCAGCCUGUACAUCAACUACCGUCUGAAGUCCGUUGCCCACAUGCCCGGAAAGGCAUUGACAUACAAGUUCCUCAACACCUUCAUCGACGACCUCUUCGCCUUUACCGUCAAGAUGCCGUGGCUUCACAGACUUUCCACCUUCCGCGACGACAUCAUCUUCUUCAUCUGGCUCUACCAAGGCUGGAAGUACAAGGUUGACUACAAACGUGUCAACGAAUUCGGUCAGGGAGGUGAGAGCGACGAAGAGGAGGAAGAAAAAGAAGGAGAGGAGAAGGUCCCCUCUGCGCCGGAACAAGCCAACGCUUCUGGCUCUGGUAAGGGAGACUCCAAGUCUGCGCGAAAGCGCAAGUAG
This is a messenger RNA of Aspergillus chevalieri, 1920 nucleotides long. RefSeq names its product CLPTM1 family protein. NCBI's taxonomy places the organism in Eukaryota, Fungi, Ascomycota, Eurotiomycetes, Eurotiales, Aspergillaceae. Gene Ontology annotation, cellular component: membrane; endomembrane system. The coding region runs from base 1 to 1920 and encodes 639 amino acids. The transcript has 4 exons. The record is from RefSeq and is a predicted model, not a curated record.